Molecule: messenger RNA, 648 nt
Organism: Lactuca saligna
Lineage: Eukaryota; Viridiplantae; Streptophyta; Magnoliopsida; Asterales; Asteraceae
Source: the annotation of a GenBank genome assembly
AUGGCUGCUGUGAUGGGCUAUGGAGGUGACGAUGGUGACGAGCCACCACAUCCGUUCGGUGGAGCGGUGCCUCCAAAACGAAGAGGCAUGGCAGUAACCAAAAAAAUGUACAAGUUAUUUGCAGCUAAUGGCAGACGGCCUCUGAAGAUAGUAUUUGACAUAAAUACUCACAUGUCGAUUGGGGAAGUAUACAAAUGUUUCAUUUGGGAGGUUGGGAGCUAUAUGUGGCGUGACAUCGGUUUCGAUAAGGACACAUGGACUGACGUUUCUGAAGCCGAAAGGGUUGGCAUGUUCCAAUAUCUUUCGAUAUGUGCGCAAUAUAGAGGCCGCAAAAAUGUUGCAAAAACUCUUUUGACUGGUUUUGAAGGGAAUGUGGAGGCAGCAAGGGCUCAAGCCCCUGCGGCAUUUCAUCGCGGGCAUGUGAAUAAAAAAGGAGAAGUUUUUGAUCCUUUGGUUGAAGACGAAUAUAAUGCAUUAGCUGCUGAGGUUGCUCUACAAACUCAUCACAUAGACGACUCCGAUGGUGAUCCAGACACCAUUGAUUGGAUCGCAAUAUUUGAGAAGGUGUUGGGUACUCAAAGGGGGCAUGUGAGAGGCAUUGAGCCUAAACCUUCUUCAACAGUGGGUAAAAGUGCUCAAUCCCAAUAG